Molecule: messenger RNA, 7240 nt
Organism: Caenorhabditis auriculariae
Lineage: Eukaryota; Metazoa; Nematoda; Chromadorea; Rhabditida; Rhabditidae
Source: the annotation of a GenBank genome assembly
AUGAGUCUCAGCCAUUGUGGGGAGUGACGUCGUCGGCUUUCAUCGUCAUUUUUCCGCGUGGGGACCGAUUUUGGCUUCAGAUGCUGCAUCUACGACCUCGCGUGCAAGUCGGACGGAUCAGAGAUCUUGGUCGCCGCCGACCACAAGGUCAUCAUCUACGACGGCUUCGACGGGACGUCGCUUCAGACACUCAAAGGUUAGAAAUUCACGUUGAGAAACAACCGACGAUAUAUUUUCAAGCCGGGGGUUUCAGGACACAAGGACGUGGUCUACGCGGUCGCCUGGUCCAACGACGGCGAGAUUUUUGCCAGCGGCAGCGCCGACAAAUCUGUCAUCAUCUGGAACGAACACCACGAAGGCACCCUCAAGUACACGUAAGUUUUAUCAUUUCGAUCGGUUGAUCACCUUUGAAACAGUAAACUUCUGAUUCCGUUUAUCAAAUUAAUGUGUAUAGACAUUCCGACGCCGUUCAAAGAAUCGCCUUCUCACCCGUUUCAUUGGUUCUCCUCAGCUGCGCUAUAGGAGAUUUUGGUGUGUUUAUUUUUCAUGUUUACACAAGAUUAAGCCAUUUUGAUACGAAGAAGAAAGAAAAAAUCAGAAGAACGAAUCAAUUUUUUAUGAACUUCAUGUAACAUCGUCUCAGAAAAAAAAACUUUAUCGAGAAUUUAUUAUUUUCUUGUUUUCACCUAGACGACCCAUACAUUUUGAGGAAUCUGGUCAACGACGGACAAGAACGUGGUGAAACAGCGGGUGGACGCUAGAUGCUGCAGCUGCGCCUGGAACUCUGACGGCACUUUGUUCGCCAUCGGCCACGGCGACGGGACCGUUCAGAUCCGCAAGACAAGUACCGUCGUACGUCUUGAAAUCUGAAGCCGGACGACAGGAGACCUUUCAGAGAGAAGUUCAGGCCGACGAGCCAUUCAUUCGGAUCGAACGCGGCACCGAGCCGGUUUGGGCUCUUGCCUUCAGUUUUUACCGCUUUGGAAACGACUCCAACCUCCAGUCUUCUGAAGAGUAUUUCCGUGUUGAUAUUGUCGAUUCUGAGUACCUUUCCAGAUCUGCUGCCGAGAUCUUGGCUGUGACCGACUGGCAUCACACUUUAUCUUUCUACGACUUGAAAGGAAAUAAGGUGUUUCGAAACGCGCUCCAAUUUCAGUUUUGUGUAUUCUCAGAUCUCGGCUGACAAGGACCUCAGUUUCGAGCCCCAGUGUGUCGAGUAUUUCAACAACGGACAGUUUUUGCUCAUCGGCGGAUCCAACAACCAGCUUCUGAUGUACACGCGCUUCGGUCAGAGACUGGCUUUCGCCUCCCGAAAGAUCAGAUACUUCCAGGUCUCCCACUGGGUAUCGUCGCUCAGAUGGACACCUGGGUGUGGAGCGUCAAGUCGAAGCCAAACAGCACUUCGGUCGUCAUCGGCUGCGUCGACGGCACUCUCGCCUGCUACAACUUGAUGUUCAGCACCGUUCAUGGCUUGCACCAGGAACGCUACGCGUACAGGUUGGGGUCUCUGCAGUCAAACCUUUUUUUUCGAACUCGUAUUUUCUUUUUAGCCAUCAUGAUAACCAAUGUUAUAGGAAAGUAGCUGAGCUGCUCAAAUCUGUAAAAGCUCCGAGAUUUUCUGAAUAAGUGCUUCAAACUUCCCAUGUUCCCUUGAUGUCUCGUUUUUAUGGAGUGCUCAUAAUUCUCACCUUGAACUUGCUGUUUCAGGGAGAAUAUGACGGAAGUAAUCGUCCAGAAUUUGGUCCACCAUACUUCAACGCGAAUCCAAUGCAACGAUCACGUCAAGAAAGUCGCUCUAUAUGGAACCAAGCUGGCGGUUUGAUCCUUCUCGCCUCAAGUUUUCGAUCAAAACGGCCAGAUCCAACUCUCCGAUCGACUGAACAUCUAUCGACAGUCUUCUUCGGAUUCAGAGCCGCUCGAGUACAAGUUAGCGGAAAAAAUCAAAGAGUCCUUCGACUGCUCCUUACUGGUAACAUUUCGUAAGAAGGAAGUAGCUAAAGAUUUUUCGGGGAGGUGGUAACUGCCCUGCACAUUAUUCUGUGUCGGGACGAGCAUCUGCUCUGCUACGACCACAGAGGUCUCAAACAACGCGAAUGGAUGCUCGACUCCCAAAUUCGGUACAUCAAGGUCUUUUUCACGAGGAAAAGAGUUGAUUAAUAGAAGGAUUGAAGGUUAUUGGCGGAGCUCCAGGAAGAGAAACGAUAGUUGUGGGUCUGAAGGACGGACAAGUCUACAAACUCUUCAUUGACAAUCCUUUCGCCAUCGAAGUCCUCAAACUGACCGUUCCGAUUAGAUGUGUUGACCUCAACGCCGAUAGGUUAACUUUUCAGAAUACUUUCCACAAAAAAAAGUUUUUUUUUUGCAAAAUUAUCGAAAAUCGGAACAUACGGCAACUGAAAGUAUUCAUUUACAGAACUCUAGUGGCAACUGUGGACGACACGUCUCUGUGUUCCGUUUACGAUAUCAAAACGAGAGAAUGUCUUUUUCAAGUUGAAACCAAGGCUAAUCUUGAAGUCGAUCGGUUUUUCCAGGAACCCCACUGCAACAGCGUGGCGUUCAACACAGAAAACGAGAAUAUCCUCUGCUACACCACCAACACGACGUUGACCAUCCGCGCUCUCAACUACUCGGGUCAUUCACAGCGGAUGAUGGUAGGAGGAGUUCAUGGUUCAAAAAAAGGUUCCGGAAACUUGAAAUCGGCAGUUUUAUGCUGUCAGUUCAUUAAUGGGCUGUUUUGAAAUGGGCUUUUAUUUCCAUGGUCAGACUCCAUAACCGCAAAGCUCCCAAUUCAUCAUUUUAGUAGAUCUACUUUUUCAAGGCCGAGGAACGUAGCGGUUUGACAAGUUCAGUCAAUAAAUGAAAACUAUUCGAAAAUGAGGGAAAGUGGUUACCAAAAAAUGCGGUGACCCUGCUCGAAAUUAGUUUCGCAGGAGAGUUUCUUGAAGAAUGGUUGGACCUCUUGCAGGGCUUCGUUGUGGGCUUCUCAGGAAACAAGGUGUUUUGUCUGCACAUGUACCAGAUGAACGCCUUCGAGGUCCCUUUCUCCAUCCAACUCUAUCAAUACAUUGAGGACAAGAACUUCGAGUGAGAUGCUCUGAAAACCGAUCGAAAAAGUGAAAAAUGCAGACAGGCCUUCCGAUUGGCGUGUCUUGGCGUGACCGAGGAGGACUGGAACUUGCUCGGCCACGAAGCUCUCAGAAGCGGCGAAUUGGAAAUCGCGAGCAAGUCGUUUGCGAGGACCAAAGACAUCCGAGCUCUGCAGUUGAUACACGAAAUAAAAGUUUCUUUUCACUUUUCUAAUAGGACUUUCAAUGCCAAUUUUUCUCUUUCAGAUUUGUCCUUUCAAUCUUAUUUACACAUACCACAAAAAAGCAGCUCUCAGUUAAAGCAAUUAUUCAGGAGAUGCGGAAGAAUGGAGACCCGGAACUGCUCGUUCAGGCUCACAUCAUGGCCUACGACGGCAAAUUCCGCGAAGUGGCGCAGAUCUAUCGCGACAACGGCUUCGAGAACAAGGCGAUGGAGUUGUUCACCGACCUCAGGAUGUUCGAAGAGGCUCAGGUGCCCCCUUUUCGAAGGAAUAUCAGACGGUGUUUCAACGAAGAAAUGGAAAAGAGAGACUGAAGUUCUUGACAGAGAGAUUAGGAUCAUGAUACACGAGUUCGCUCGCUCGUUCAUAAGUUCAAAUUUGGUAUCAGAAACUGCUGAAGAAAUCUUUGAACGGAGUUGUAGUCGGGAAGUUUUAUUUCCUCGGUUUUGAUCAUUAUUCGGAGGGAAAAUAAACUCGUCGCUGUCCUUUCCCAAUCUUCAUCAUUUUCCAAACAUGUAUAAAUUUGAAAACUAUCCUCUGCUAAAAGAUUUCAGAUUAAACGUUCUUGAUACUUCAGAUUCUAAGAAACAAAAACUCGUGAAAAAAGAUGAUAAUGUUCUAAAUUCACUCUUUGAAGGAAGUCAUGACGACGGCGUCUGGAGAGACGCAGAGAAUGUUGAUGCGCAAGCGGGCGAUCUGGGCGAAAGACUCGAACCAGCCCAAAAUGGCAGCCGAGAUGCUCAUUUCUUCUGGAGACCUGGACAAAGCGAUGCAAUUGAUCAUCGACAACGACUGGAUGGACAUGUUCAGUGUCUUUUUUGCUCAUAAAUACUAAUAACGACGGAAAAAAAAAUAAAACACAAAAAAUAACAUGGAAAAAGGUAUUAGGAACAUGUUGCGAAUUACAUGUAUGCGGCAUACAGUAUGCCCUAUCAAAAUUUUCAAUUUCCAGGGCCAUCGAUAUAAUGAGGAAGUUGGACAGAAGCGAUUUAGACACGAUUAGAAAAUUGGCCUCGUAUUUUGUGCGGGUAACAUUUUUUGCAUGGACAUUUAUGAAUAAUCGAGCUGUUCAGAAAAACGAGUUCGGACUUGCUUCAAGGCUCUUCGGAAGCAUCAACGACACGAAAGCGAUCGUCGAGAUGCACGUCAAUGCCGGCCAUUGGACCGACGUCGGUCAUUCUGAAUUCUGGAGAACUUCUGAAAGUUCAGGCCUUCGCCAUCGCCGACCGCAACCCGAAGUAUGUAGAGGACGUCUACCUACCGUAUGCUCGACAUCUUGCCGAACAGGAUAAGUUCGAAGAAGCCCAGAAAGGUGAGAAACCUGUCGACGGCCAGGUGCCGAGGUUUUGAUCGGCUUGCUUAGUCUUGUUUCUUUAAUCCGCCGACGCUCAAGGAAGUAAGUUCUCGGGUUCAUUUUUUUCUUGUCGUUGUUUGGAAGUACCAUCUUCCAAUAGAUAACUAAAUUGAAACUCUUGAGCAAAGCCGGUCAAAAGCGCUUCACAAUAUUUGAUUGAACUCCAUUCAAAUAUUAACUACCUUUUAGUUGAAUCGAAAUCAUUUAAUAGUUCUAGAUUUAAAAAAACAGGAAGGUUUACUCGAAGUCAGAACCUGAUAAUAUUCGAAAAAAGUUCAGUUGGAGUUGUAAAAUUUACGGAAUAAACUAAUGGCAUAACAUACAUUGUCGAGAAACGAUUUCAGCAUUCCACAAGGCGGGAAAGGAACAGGAAGCUUUGUAUGUCCUGGAGCAACUCACCUCAAACGCGGCCAAUGAAAGUCGCUUUGCCGAUGCCGGGUUGGUAAUCCCAAGAAAAUACCGAAAAAAGAGGCCUUAGGUACUACUUCUGGCUACUGAGCAUGCAGUUUCUGGACCAGUGUUCGGAAAACCCCUCUCUGAUCCCCAAAUACGAACAAACGGCCAAACUCGCCGAGGCCUACCACGCCUAUGAUGCCGUCUUCCUGUACUGUGUAAGUUUUAUGUUUGCCUAAAAAAAUUAAAAUGAAAAUUUUCUCAAGAAAGUUCAUUGUUUUUUUGAAAAAAACAUGUGAACUUUCACUUUUUAUGGAACAACCCUUCAGCGAUGCGAAAUCAUGAUUAUGUAAAAAGUUUGAAAUUAAGAAUAGAUUUUUCGGUUUUUAGCCAUGACAAGUUCUUCCAAUGUUGGUGCACCCCAGUUAUAGUUUUGAAUAACUUCAGUCAUAUUCAAAUUGGACUGAACUAAAAUCUGAGCUACGAAACCCAUUUGGACAGUCUCAAGUUUCGAAGGGAGCUAGCCGUGUUCCGUUAUGCUCUCGCAUCCAUAUUCAUACCAAAAUUGUGAGAUUAUAGUAGAAUUAUUUGAAUAGGUUUAUAUGUCUCCUAUUCGGAAAGAAAGAGUCUGGUUGAAAGUAGAAUUAUGGCUCAAAACACAUGUUCCAGAAUCAACCGUUCUCCGUGCACUCCCACGAGACUUUGCUCAACAUGGCGCGGUAUCUCGCUUUCCAGCCAGUUCUGCCCUGUGUGUCGCGUGUGUAAGGACUUUCUCCCUCGAAGUGAUUCAAAUUUCAAGCUCAGUCUCAUUUUCUUCACGAUCGCGCGGAUCGGCAUGGAGUUGGGAGCGUUCAAAGCGGCACGGGAAUCUCUCGAACAGCUGACUCGGCUGCGACUUCCUUCGCGGCUUGAGGCCCCCACGGAGAUCAUGACGCUCAAUGUUCGUGCUAAGCCGUUUGCUGACGUCGAGGAGCUCCUCCCCAUGUGUUAUAGGUCGGUCUCAUCGAACAUGUCUCGGCUAGUUCCGUUGCAGACUUCCAAGCCUCUUGACAAGACCUGAUUACUAAUCCGGAAGAUCUCAGUCAAUUCUUGACUUUCUUCCGUGGCUCAUUUCACCGUGAAUACGCAAUUUGCUAGACUCUUACUUAUUUGAGAAGUAACUGACAGGAACAAGGGUAAUGGAAUGACUGAAAAGAAGUAAUAAUAUAAUAAAAAAGUUGUAGAAACUCUUUAUGACACUAGUCACCUGAGAGCUUGAUCGAUCCCAAACUGAAUCUUUUUGGGAACGUGGAGACUUCCUUUGCAUACAAAAAAUGAACUUUUAUCCACUGUUGCGGAGUAAAAAUCUGCGACUACCUCAGUCUUUAGAACAAAACCCAUGUAUUGUGGGAAUUUCCUCCAACUUUUUCCUACCUGCGUUAAGUUCCUUUCUUUUUCCUGUGUUUCCUGAGUGUAAGGUGUCUAGUUCGGUUGCUUUUCUGAUUUUUCGUUUCCAAAGGCUACCUCUUUUUACUCCUGUCUUAGAUUAAUCAUUUGCUUCUCAGAUGCGGUCUGAACAAUCCAGUGAUGGGCGGUCCGGCCUGUCUCCACUGCAAAACGCCCUUUGUCUAUUCAUUCGCCACUUUCGGUCUGAUCUUUCUAUUUUCAAAGCUCAAAAUAAAAAUUAACAGAAAUCCUGCCGUUGGUCGAAUUCAGUGUAGCUCAAGACAUUUCGAGCGAAGAAGCGUUGCAACUGAUCCAGGCAGAGCCGCCUUUAGAGGACGCCAACUUCAAUCCUUUCCACAAUGUUGUUUUUUUUUUUCCUUCUCAAGGCUUUUAACAUUCUAACACUUCAGAAAAAAGGAACACCUGUGGUUUUGGAUCGAGAGAAGUUGGCUCGAUUGGAGCAAGGCCAAGUGGUGGUCAUUCCGAACAGAGAGCCGCUCCAGCCUCGCUACUUCUUCAACACGAUGCCGACCAUUUCCAUCGCACAGUGCUCGUCGUGUUUCAAGGUUCAAUAAUACUUUCGAUGUCCUUUUGAGAUAGCUUUUUGGCAGCUUUUCCACUUGGACGACUUCGAAAUGGCGGUUCUGCAGAAAGGAUACUGUCCUUUCUGCAGAACUUCUCUUCAAAGAAAUGCCGGCUUGCAGUACGACGAAGAAGACGACGAACCACCCAAAAUCCCUUCUUUUGGCCAAUUCUCAUAA